Drosophila bipectinata is the source of this 581-nucleotide messenger RNA. Its product is annotated as HIG1 domain family member 2A, mitochondrial. Gene Ontology annotation, cellular component: mitochondrion. The record is from RefSeq and is a predicted model, not a curated record. Gene Ontology annotation, biological process: mitochondrial respirasome assembly. Lineage: Eukaryota; Metazoa; Arthropoda; Insecta; Diptera; Drosophilidae.
AAAUCCAAUGCCAAUGAAUGAGCGUGUUCCUCUCUAGCUCCGUAGCAUAUAUUUAAUUCUGCUAGAAAUGUCCAAAAAGACCAAUAUCCCCCUGUCCGACGAGGAGCUGGACUGGGUACAGUUGCGCCAAGACCUGGGUCCAAUAGCCGAGGUGGAGACUACGAAAGAAAAGUUGCAGCGCAAGAUAAAGGAGAAUCCUCUUGUACCCAUUGGGUGUCUGGCUACCUCAGCAGCAUUAACAGCUGGACUCUAUAACUUUCGCACUGGAAAUCGAAAGAUGUCCCAGCUAAUGAUGCGUACCCGAAUUGCGGCACAGGGAUUUACUGUCCUUGCUUUAAUUGUGGGCGUCGUGAUGACUUACUCGGAUAAGAAGUAACAAGAUUGACUCAUUUGAGAUAAUCGAAAUCAAACUUCUGUGUGUAUAUACGAAAAAAUUGUAAACAUUAAUUUUAAAGAGGAAAUUAAGGUUUAUAAAGUAAGUUCUUUCGAGUUUACAUGUGAUAUGGUUAAUGUUACAGGUAACCAAAUUAAUGUCUAAAAUAUUUAAUAAAAAUAAACAAACAAUAAACAAUAAAACAAUA